GAUAUAUAAAAAUAGACAACUUAAGUAUAUACACCCUUUAUUCAUUCGAUCUGUGAAUUGCUUCAUAUUGAAGUUUCCUACUGUCAUUCUUAAAAAAUCGCGGUUUUUGUCGGUUACGCGUGAAAAAACGCCGUUUUUCCGGUUCUUCAAGUUAAUAACGACUGUGAAUUGAUUUAUCGAAAUUGUCCGGAAAUGGAUAGCACUACUAGAAUCGCCAAGGAUCUCCUUUCGAAAGAAGAGGGUCUGGAGAGAGAGAAUGUUAUGUACAAGACAAAUCCUAUAGAAGGCGUACAUGAUGCUUGGAAGUUGAAAGAAACAAAAAUCAAGAGAGUCGAGUCCCCUACCAUGGAUUCACCACCGAUAUCUCCAUACAUAGAGCUUCGUAAUGCAGAAAAAGAUUUACAAUUAACUGAACGAAGAUUGGCCAAAAAAAGGAAGGACCUGAUUUCAAGGAAGGAUGUUUUGGACACCCAAUGGUUCGAACUUUCCCAAAGAGAGAAAGCUCUGAGGGACAAUUUCAUCAUAUUCAGCAAGUUUCUCAAAACCAACCUGGAAAAACGUGAAAGGGCCAUGAAGAAGAUUCAGACGGACACUGAGAACGUCCAGAACCGUACUGCCGAAAUAAACCUCCUUAGGGAGAAAUACAACGUCAAAUUGCAAGAAUUUCGUUUGAUGAGGCAGGAAAUACAGAAACAUUCGAUAUAUCCAGCAUUCCUGGAAGAAGUGAUGGAUUUGGUUAGUGGCGAGUUCAAAGACAUAGAGGAUCUGCCUAAACGCAUGGAAGUCCUCCUUAUUGCUAGAGAAAAGUUGACGAAGCACCAAGCCGAACUGCUUAAUAGUCUGGAGUGCUCCAAAAGGGUCAUGGGACAAUUUAUGGAAUCCAAAAUACUACAGAUAAUAGGCCUCAAUAACACUAUAGCCUGUCUGCAAUACGCCCACGAUGAUGCAAUCAAUCGUACAAUAGAACUGGAUAACAUGGUGGUCAAUCUCAAAACGACCAUUUUGAAAUAUGCUACUGAUCUUACUGCCAACAAGGCAGCAAUCAAGAAUUUGUACUCUCAAAUGUGUUCGAAGCAGAAGGUGGUAGAGAAGCACAGGCACAAGAAUGUUAUUAAUCAGUUGGCUGAGGUCAAUCAAGCUAUGAAAGACUAUGCAAAGAUAAUUUCACUUAUGAGAAGAAGGAGUAGGAGGGAGAGCAGACUUUCUAGAAAAAUUCAGUAGCUUUAUUAUGCCGUCUUAAAAUAAAUUGAUUUGAGUUUA
Coccinella septempunctata (seven-spotted ladybird) is the source of this 1260-nucleotide messenger RNA. RefSeq names its product coiled-coil domain-containing protein 42 like-2-like. The coding region runs from base 193 to 1221 and encodes 342 amino acids. The record is from RefSeq and is a predicted model, not a curated record. The transcript has 5 exons. NCBI's taxonomy places the organism in Eukaryota, Metazoa, Arthropoda, Insecta, Coleoptera, Coccinellidae.